GUUUUGAGACUCCUGCAUUUUCGAAGAAUGUCUUACCACGACUGAGCCUGCAUACAUCCGAGUUACAAGAGUGACAGUAUUUCGACCUGAAUAGGAAGUAAUAGUCUGACCUGUGAUUUGCCCUGGUUCACGUCUGGGUUCUUCCUUUCUCCAAAUUUUCUCUCCUCCCAUCUUUCUUUUUGGUCUGUGAGGAACUCGAAUUCAAACCAGAUCGAACGCCGGCUUCUAUUUCCUCUCCUCCUGUUGAGGAAACUCUAUUUCCUUUUUUCACCUCGAACAUGGCUACACAGGUGGUUGUUGCCUCGGGCGAGCAGGCCGAACUACCACAGAUGUGGUCCUCUAACGCCACCCACUGGCAAGAUGCCAUGGCUUGGCCGAUGCUUAUCACAAACUGGUCGGCUUGGCAGUAUUUGGUGACUUUUGUAUUGGGAUUGGUGGUCUACGAUCAAGUCAUGUACAUCAAGCGAAAAGGAUCCAUCGCUGGUCCAACGUUCAAGAUACCUCUCGUGGGCCCGUUCUUCCAGGCGAUUGAUCCCAAGUUCGAAGGAUAUCUCGCACAAUGGGCCAGUGGGCCUCUCAGCUGUGUUUCCGUGUUCCACAAGUUCGUCGUUCUCGUCUCCGAGCGUGACCUAGCCCACAAGGUCUUCAAGUCGCCUUCCUACGCCGAGCCAUGCCUUGUACCGGUUGCGAAAGACCUUCUCGGCCAUAAAGCAUGGGUCUUCCUCCAAGGCAAGGAUCACGCGGAAUAUCGCAGAGGAUUGGCGCCGCUUUUCACGAACAGGGCCAUGGCCUCUUAUCUGACGGUUCAGGAGAAGGUCUUGGCUGACUAUUUUGACGAUUUCGUGAAUAUUGGCGAAGACAAUGGGGGGCGACCAGUACCAUUCAUGACCAAAUUCCGCGAGAUCAAUUGCGCAACGUCCUGUCGAACCUUUUUUGGCGACUACAUAUCUCAGGCUGCGGUCAAGAAGAUCGCCGACAACUUCUACCUCGCCACCGCCGCCAUGGACCUCGUCCAUAUUCCUUUGACGAUGUACAUCCCAGGCAGCAAGCAGUGGCGUGGGAAGCGAGUUUGUGAUGCCACCCAUGCUGAGUUUGCGAAGUGUGCAGCCGCCUGUAGAGCAAAUAUGGCGACCGGCGCGAGACCCACAUGCACCGUGGAUUACUGGAUGCUCCAAAUGAUGGAGUCAAAACGAUAUCGAGAAAGAGUCGCCGCAGGAGAAGUGGAUCUGGAGAAACCAUCGAAUAUGAUCCGCGAGUUCACCGACAGCGAAAUCUCAGAGACCUUGUUCACCUUCCUUUUCGCAUCUCAGGAUGCAGGCAGCAGUGCCACGACUUGGCUCUUUCAGAUUCUCGCUCAACGCCCCGAUAUCCUGGGCCGCUUGCGUCAGGAGAAUUUAGACGCUCGGGGCGGCGAUUGGAGCAAGCCGUUUGAUCUCCCCAUGUUGGAGGGGCUCACGUAUACCAAUGCUGUCAUUAAGGAACUCCUCCGCUACAGACCGCCAGUCAUCUUUGUCCCAUACCUCGCGACCAAGGACUUUCCAGUAACUCCAGACUACACUGUACCCAAAGGCUCCAUGAUUAUCCCGUCCUGCUACCCUGCUCUCCACGACCCGGUAGAUUAUCCGAACCCCAGUGUCUUUGACCCCGAUCGAUGGAUCACCGGGGAUGCCGAGUCCAAGACCAAGAACUGGCUCGUCUUCGGGGCUGGACCGCAUGACUGUCUUGCGAGGAGAUACGUCCCGCUUACAAUGGCUGCCAUGAUUGGCAAGGCGUCGUUGGAACUUGACUGGAAGCAUCAUGCUACCGAGAGGUCGGAGGAAAUCAAAGUUUUCGCAACUCUUUUUCCCAUGGAUGAAUGUCCAUUGGUUUUCACCAAGCGUUCGUAAAGGCGUCCCUUUCGAACUCUACAUAUGUACUCCUAGCAGGAUUUGAGGGCGUGGUGGUCGUAAUGUUUUGUGUUGUACAAUGGUGGACGAGGGGCUAGAAGAAAGAUAAUAGAUAAUGUACAGGUAUAAGUGUGGCGGGUCUAGAACAUCGAUCCUACAUGCUCUUAAUCAACGGCUCCGUCGGGAGCGAUGCUUCCCAGCCUUGUCUGUGCGGCACGAGGCUGAGGAAGAGUCUUCCUACUUGAUUGGGAUUGCAUUUUUCCAACGCCUGGGUCUUUAAGCGUUUAUCACUGUGUGAAGAGACCCAUACACCUUCGGGAUGUGUACAAGUCAAGACCGAAACUAUCAAGAACAAGCAAACGCUCAUCAUUAUAUGAAGGCGCUACAAUAAUUUGUCUAGAUGGGGAUCAGAAACGAAAUCACUUAGAGUUCAACUCUUUUAUCCGUACAUCUUGCUAGCAUUGUCUGUGCGGCUGUCACGAGGCUUUGGCCAAGUGCCACAGACCAGUUGCGUUUUCUUCUUUGAGGGUUCAUUAUCGUUUGAGGGCACUGCACACUCCUCCAGAUGUAUGGGAGUCAAGAACAAAACCACUGAGGGUUUCCG
Messenger RNA from Diaporthe batatas, 2490 nucleotides. RefSeq lists its product as uncharacterized. Gene Ontology annotation, molecular function: monooxygenase activity; heme binding; iron ion binding. Gene Ontology annotation, biological process: sterol metabolic process. NCBI's taxonomy places the organism in Eukaryota, Fungi, Ascomycota, Sordariomycetes, Diaporthales, Diaporthaceae. The transcript is spliced from 5 exons. The record is from RefSeq and is a predicted model, not a curated record. Bases 279 to 1886 code for a protein of 535 amino acids.